Molecule: messenger RNA, 492 nt
Organism: Aspergillus japonicus CBS 114.51
Lineage: Eukaryota; Fungi; Ascomycota; Eurotiomycetes; Eurotiales; Aspergillaceae
Exons: 3
Source: RefSeq, a predicted model, not a curated record
AUGAAACGCACCAGACGCAGCUGGACAAGCAAGGAGGAUGAGCUCCUCCGCAAGCUGGUUCAGAUAGCACUCGACACCUCCCACACGGUCCUCUGGAGCGAGCUCGCCCAGAAAGUCCCCGGCCGCUCGAACAAGGACUGCCGCAAGCGAUGGUGGAACACGCUGGCCGGCGGCAACAUCAAGGGCGCCUGGUCGCCGGAGGAGGACCAGCGACUCAGCGAGGCGGUGCGGGAGCAUGGCAACAACUGGACUCAGAUCGCCGCCCUCGUGGGGUCCCGCUGCGCUGAUCAGUGCUCCAGUCACUGGCGGCAGGUGUUGCGGCCCAAUGUCAGUUAUUGUAACUGGACUGAACAAGAGGACGAAGAACUUCUGAAGGCGGUUCAGACGCAUGGCACCAAUUGGUCGACGAUUGCAGCGUUUCACCAUCCGCCGCGGACGGGGCUGGGCCUAAAAAAUCGAUAUGCCAGAAUCCGGGCGAAAGAAAAGGACGCA